Messenger RNA from Lagenorhynchus albirostris (white-beaked dolphin), 6256 nucleotides. Its product is annotated as KIAA1549 ortholog. NCBI's taxonomy places the organism in Eukaryota, Metazoa, Chordata, Mammalia, Artiodactyla, Delphinidae. The record is from RefSeq and is a predicted model, not a curated record. The coding region runs from base 89 to 5452 and encodes 1787 amino acids. The transcript is spliced from 19 exons.
AAAAUGGACCCAAAGUACAGCAGAUCACAGCAUCUUUGUGGCAAAUUAUGUGUCAGUGACGAGCAAUGAGGUCAUAGAUGAUGAUGAAAUGGAUAACUUUUUGCCAGAGACUUCCUGGACCACUUCCCGCGUGGUUUCUCCCGUACGAUACGUCACACUCGGUCUGCCAGGGCUGCUUAAAGAAACGUUAGACUCCAUGCCGACUCCAUCGUUACCCAUCAUUUCUUUACAAGAUGAAGACGUGACAUCAGCCUGGCAAAACACAGUGCAACAGCCAACAGUGUCUGCUGAAUCCCCCAAUCAUUUCAGUGCUUUUCGGUCAGCUUUUCCCACUUCCAAGGGCAUAAUUCCAACUCCUAGCAGGAACUUGGUGUUUUAUCAUACUGACGCUUACGGGCACGUUUCAAGUAGGACUUUGCCGGAGAUCAUGGCUUCAGGAGCAGAGGGCGCAGAAACCCUCCUCAGCUCGCGGUAUUCCGAGCCUCGACCGCCACAUGAUGGCGUCACUCGGCAGCCUCCUCCCCCGUCAGGGCAGGUCUCACCGCCUCCAGAGGAUGCUCUGGCCGCAGGUACAGACAGAUACUCUGAUGUGACCACCGCUUUGGGUCAAAGUCUGGAUGAAGCCGCCUCUCCAGGCGCUCGCGGCUCUGCGGCUCUGUCCCAGAUGGCCCUUGCCUUUGGCAGCAGCAGUGCACGUUUGGCUUUGUUUUCAACUCCUCUCGUGUCUGGAUUGUUCUCUACUCAAUCAGCCGGUGUUUCAUAUAACCCCUGUCUUCCCGCCAGCUCCAGUGAGGCAUCAGAACUGCCUGGCCAUUCAGUGGUCCCAAGUGGUGCGGGUGACACUCACGUCUGGAGCCCAGUGUCUUCGUUCAGACCGUACACGUGGUGCGUGUCGUGCACUGCGGUGUCGCCUCGGCCCGUGCUGUCAGCGAGCCUCACGGAGAAGGACGUGGGGUCCGGGGAUGGUGCCGAGACCCUGUCCCUGACCCUCUCAGAGGUGAGCAGCAUCUCUCCACCGAGCAGCGCCAUGGUGGACUUCUCUGAAUUUGACGAGGGCCCACGAGAAUUUCAUACACUUUUCCCCUCAAGACCGAUGGUUCCCCUCUCUUCUCCAUCUCUGGAAGUCUCAGCAACGAGCGUCGGUAUUUCAGCUGAGGGGGAAAUGAGUAGUGUGAUGACCGCACAGGUGUACCCUCCCCAGGGCCACCUCUCUGUGCCUGUGUCACCUGACGCUGCUGCUUCUGCCUCCUCCUCUGUCGCCGAAACUCAAGUAAUGCCAUCCAGUGUGACAGCCGUGCUUUCCUCGGUCACCCCAGGUGCUCUCCUUGACUCUUCUUUCCCCAUCACAGCAAAUAAAAACACCCCAUCGCUUGCCGUCAGAGGCCCAGGUCUUCUUACGUCUCACAGUUUGGACCUGUCGGCACAGCCUUCGCUUUUUCCUGACGGAGAACCUGCCGGUUUUUCCCAACGUGAAAGUGCAAGUAUUUGGGAUUUUACAUCCAGCUUUCUCUCCACUCCACCCCUGGAAUUCAGCAGCUGGGUCUCUCCAUCUUCAGAAGUACUUGCUUCUCCGUCUCCGAGGUCAAGUGAUCUGUCCACCUUCAUUUCUCAGGCAUUUUGUACCUUGGUUGCGACACUUUCGUUGACCAACUCUGUCAGUUCUCGGUCACCUCAGCUUUCUGUUCCCAAUUCCACAAACCUUGACUUUUCUCAGCUCUGGCCAAGCUCAGAUCUUCCUUUAAGCAGCUUCACUUUUCUCCCCAGUUACUCUGAAAUGUCACUACCCUCCAGCUUUCCCUCCAGUUCUCCAAAGUUUUCUGAAGCACCCACAGUGUCACCCACAGAUGGCGAAGCUCAUUUUACCUCAGCUUUCACUGCAACUACCUCCUAUUUUGAGUUUUCACUCAUGUCCCAUGAAUCUGCAGUCACCACACUGGUGCCCUCCAGUUCUGAGCCCAUUUUGACGGCUGAAACUCACUUAACAUCACUUCUGACUCCUGUUCCUACUACACCCGUUUUAACUGAAUCUUCUGUCUUUUCAACCCUGACACCUUCUGAUGAUGGUAUCAGUGCUGUGAACGAUCCCACGUCCGUCUUACCCUCUUUCUCUGAAGUCAUCCCUGUCACCACAGUGCUGGUCAGCACUGGGUACCUGCCAUCAGCAUCCUCGUUUCUUCCUGAGGUGAUCCGCUCGCCUCUGCCUACAGAGCCAGGUGGUACGCGUGGCCCAUCAUUCACACCCACAGACUUAACGAGGAACGCCUCCACUGAACUGAGCACACCUGAUACCAGUGCUGGCCCUGAGAAUUCUCUUCACACCACCCUGAACAGCAGAACUGUGGGUCAGAACCGUCACGAGGGCAGCACGGUUCUGCCCCCGCCAUCCCUUCAUCCCGCGACCACCCCCGCUCCCGAAGUGACGGUUCAUACUCCUGUGCUGGUCACCACCAAGUCGCCGUAUGUGUGUGAUAUUACGGUUCCUGAUGCCUAUUUGAUCACAACUGUGCUGGCCCGCAGAGCUGUGCAGGAGUACAUCAUUAUGUCCAUCAAAGAGGUGUUGAGGAACCACUUCAACCGGGUGGUGGAGCUCAAGGUUUAUGAACUGUUCGCUGACUUCACUUUUCUGGUAACAUCUGGUCCGUUCGUUUACACAGCAAUAUCAGUCAUAAAUGUACUUAUAAAUAGUAAACUUGUUCGUGACCAGACUCCUUUAAUCUUGGCUGUGAAACCCUCCUUCCUUAUGCCAGAGUCCAGGUUCCAAGUUCAAACGGUACUGCAGUUUGUGCCUCAGAGUGUGGAUACGGGCUUCUGCAACUUCACCCAGCGCAUCGAGAAAGGCCUGAUGAUAGCUCUCUCUGAAGUGAGAAAACACCACCAGGGGACGUAUAACCUCACAGUGCAGAUCUUGAAUAUCACCGUGGGGUCUUCAAGGCUGGCUCCUCGCCGGGGCCCAGUGAACAUUGUCUUUGCUGUCAAAGGCUCGCAGGGGUUUCUGAAUGGGUCUGAAGUGAGCGAAAUGCUAAGGAACUUGAGCGUGGUGGAGUUCAGUUUCUACCUGGGAUACCCAGUGCUGCAGGUUGCCGAACCCUUCCAGUACCCACAGCUUAACUUAUCGCAGUUGUUGAAGUCCUCUUGGGUAAGAACAGUCCUCCUGGGUGUUGUCGAGAAGCAGCUCCAGAAUGAAGUGUUUCAAGCUGAGAUGGAGCGCAAACUGGCCCAGCUGCUCAGCGAAGUUUCCACCAGAAGGCGGAUGUGGAGAAGGGCUACCGUCGCUGCCGGGAACAGCAUGGUACAGGUGGUAAAUGUGUCAAGGCUCGAGGGAGAUGAUAAUCCCGUGCAGCUCAUCUACUUUGUGGAGGAUCAAGAUGGAGAAAGACUCAGUGCAGUCAAGUCUUCAGAUCUGAUUAACAAGAUAGAUAUCCAGAGAGCAGCCAUCAUCUUGGGUUACCGAAUUCAAGGAGCUGUUGCCCAACCUGUGGACAGGGUGAAGAGGCCGUCCUCCCCUGAGUCUCAGAGCAGCAGCCUCUGGGUCAUUGUGGGCGUGGUCGUGCCAGUGCUCGUGGUGAUGGUGAUCGUUGUCAUCCUCUACUGGAAACUCUGCCGCACGGACAAAUUGGACUUUCAGCCUGACACCGUGGCCAACAUUCAGCAGCGUCAGAAGUUGCAGAUCCCUAGUGUGAAGGGCUUCGACUUUGCUAAGCAGCAUCUGGGUCAGCACAAUAAAGAUGAUAUACUGAUCAUUCAUGAGCCAGCCCCGCUGCCAGGACCUGUGAAGGACCAUGCCACGCCCUCUGAGAAUGGAGAUGUGCCGAGCCCCAAGGCAAAGAUCCCUUCCAAGAACGUCCGUCACCGAGGAAGAGUUUCUCCCUCAGAUGCUGACUCUACAGUAAGUGAAGAGUCCAGUGAGAGGGAAGCAGGGGACAAGACUCCAGGAGCGGUGACCGAUGGGGCAGCACCCAGCUCGGGGAAUGAGCAGCAUUCGUCAGCCUCCAUCUUUGAGCAUGUGGACAGGAUCUCCCGCUCCUCGGAGGCCAGUCGGCGGGUCCCCAAUAAGAUUCAGCUGAUCGCCAUGCAGCCCAUCCCGGCACCCCCAGUUCCACACCCCAUCCUGGCCGACCGAGUGGCCGAAACCAACAAAAUUAACAAAGAGAUCCAGACAGCACUGCGGCACAAGUCGGAGAUCGAGCACCAUCGGAACAAGAUCCGGCUCCGCGCCAAGCGCCGCGGGCACUACGAGUUCCCGGUGCUGGACGAGCUGUCGUCGGGAGACACGCGGGAGCGGCACCGCGUGUACCGCAGGGCGCAGAUGCAGAUCGACAAGAUCCUGGACCCCACGGCCAGCGUGCCCUCUGUGUUCAUAGAGCCCAGGAAGAGCUCCAGGAUAAAACGUUCUCCUAAACCACGCCGGAAACAUCAGGUCAAUGGCUGCCCCGGAGAUGCUGAGAAGGACAGACUUAUCACCACAGACAGCGACGGCACUUACAAACGACCCCCUGGUGUCCACAACUCUGCCUAUAUUGGUUGCCCGUCUGAUCCCGACCUCCCAGCAGAUGUGCAGACGCCGUCUUCAGCUGAGCUGGGGAGGUAUCCAGGCCUGCCCUUCCCAGCCUCCCAGUACAUCCCGCCCCAGCCGUCCAUCGAGGAGGCGCGGCAGACCAUGCACUCCCUCCUGGAUGACGCUUUUGCCCUCGUGGCCCCCAGCAGCCAGCCCCCUAACACUGCAGCUGCAGGCCCUGGGGUCCCAGCCGGCCUGCCUGUGAACAGCACCCCUUCCCGGGAAGAGAGACGAGCCACCCAGUGGGGGUCCUUCUACAGCCCAGCUCAGACGGCCAACAACCCAUGCAGUAGAUAUGAAGACUAUGGAAUGGCUCCCCCAUCAGGCCCAUUACCAAGACCAGGUUUUGGCCCCGGUUUGCUGCAGUCUGCGGAGCUGCUGCCUGCCGAGCCCCAGCAGCCCCAGGCCUCGUCUGAAGCCACCUCGUGUGCUGCCCGAGGGAUCUACCCUGACGAGGUGUCAUCGGUGGCCCGGCCUCGGCCUGUCGGGGGCACCACAGGCUCCCAGAUCCAGCACCUGACACAGGUGGGAAUUGCCAGCAGAAUUGGAGCUCAGCCAGUGGAAAUCCAACCCGGCAGAGGCAGCCAGUAUGGGGGACCAGGCUGGCCUUCGUACGGGGAGGAUGAAGCUGGCCGGAGAGAGGCUACACAUGUGCUCGGACAUCAGGAGUAUUCGUCACCGCUGUUCCAGGUGCCAAGGACUUCAGGUCGGGAGCCCUCGGCUCCUCCUGGGAACCUCGCGCACAGGGGGCUGCUGGGCGCCGGGCUGGCCUACCCUGCCAGCUCCACGGAAGACCUCCAGCCCAGCCACUCCUCAGCCUCUCUCAUCAAAGCUAUCCGCGAGGAGCUGCUCCGGCUAUCCCAGAAGCAGACCACCGUGCAGAACUUCCACAGCUGAUCGGCCCCACCUUGCAGAUUUGCCAAGUAUCCGCUUCCCGUGGAAGCAAGACUAAAAGGAAAUCAACUGAGCAGGUGUCUGGAAGAGGACAAGCAUCUCCUGGGCUGAGGGCCCAAGUAAGGGAACGAGUUGCAAUUGUAAAAGAUGCCAUAAGUCACGUGACAGCUCAUGAUGUUUUUAAUACGUUGGCAAUUUUGUGACCACCUGGGUUCAGUUGAAAUGUAUGUACUUUUGGCUAAAAGCCAGCAGCACUUCACGAAAGACGAACCACGAUUCUAAGCUAAUGAAGUGACUAAGUUAGUCUCUUUUUUAAAGGUGAAAGAUGAAAAUGUGUAGAUGGUGUAGGGAUUAAAGGAAUCUAGUAUUUCCGUGGGAAGAUGUGAUUCAGACUGGUUUGUACAAUGAACCUGCUGCUUUGUUUUCUGAGAAAAGAGAGUUGAAGACAUUCACAACUUAAUUUCCCUCUUUUCCUCCAUAGGAACUUAUUUUAAUAGUAAUAUUAACAACAUGAAUAGUAAGACUGUUUGGGAAUUUAAAGAGCUACUAGCGAGAAACCAAAUGCUAGAUUGUAGAGCCUGAUGAUUCCAAACGAAGCCAUCGACUGCAUUUUCCUUCUACUUCUGGUGCUACAGCUCCAAGAGCCCUUCACGUCGUCUGUGAAAUGCAACUUUGGCUUUCUCAGUGGAAGGAUAUGUGGAAGGUUUCAUUUUGUUCUAGAAAGGGGGAAAAAAAAAGCCUCCCAAAAUGGAAAAAGCUUAAUAUUUAUUUGGUUUUUCAAAAUACAUAUCAAAGUUUAGAUUUACA